ACCAUCACAGCUCGGCAGUUGUCCUGACAGGAGCACGCAAUCUUCUGCUCUCCCGCUUUUUCGCAGAUUAAUUCCAGUCACUCGUUUGUACGGCGAGCAGCCCGUGCGGGGUCCGCAGAGACGCCCAGAGUUCGUUCGCUCACCCUUGCUCUCCCCUGCCCUGGGGAGUUUUCCACCGGAUUAGUGGACAUUUUUUUGUUUUUGCCCUCAGCAGCGGGAGAAGGAAGGGCGAAGCGUGAGGAUGGCCCAGCAAGCGGCCGUGGGCCACCAGGACACGCUGGCAGUGCCGCCCAUGCCCAAGCACGUCGGGCUGAACGAGGACCUGGUGAAGAUCCUGAGGGAGAACCUCCUGCAGCAGGAGCGACCCCGGGGGCACCGCCGCCCACCCUCCUCCAUUUCGCCCCGGCUGUCGCCACGGAACUCCCCGCGCCUCCUCCGACGGAUGCUUAUCAACAACAACAGCCACAAACAGAGGCGGUUCACCGUGGCACACACUUGCUUUGAUGUGGACAAUGGCACGUCAUCAGGACGUAGUCCGCUGGAUCCCAUGGCCAGCCCGGGGUCAGGUCUCAUUCUCCAGGCCAACUUUGUGCACAGCCAGAGGAGAGAGUCCUUCCUGUACCGCUCGGACAGCGACUAUGACCUCUCACCAAAGUCUAUGUCCAGAAACUCCUCCAUCGCCAGUGACAUACACGGGGAUGACAUGAUUGUUACCCCUUUUGCACAGGUUCUGGCGAGUUUAAGGACUGUCCGGAAUAAUUUUGCUGCUUUAACAAAUGUACAACAGGAAAGAGCCAAUAACAAAUCCCCAAUUGGCACCCCAGCCCUAUCUGACUCCUUGCCUCCUUCUCUUCCUCCAGAGGAGGCCUACCAGAAGCUGGCCACAGAGACCCUGGAGGAGCUGGACUGGUGCCUCGACCAGCUCGAGACCCUACAGACCAGGCAUUCGGUCAGCGAGAUGGCAUCCAACAAGUUCAAGAGGAUGUUGAACAGAGAAUUGACUCACCUCUCAGAGAUGAGCCGAUCUGGUAACCAGGUAUCUGAGUUCAUCUCCAGUACAUUCUUAGACAAGCAACAUGAGGUGGAAAUGCCAUCACCCCAGUCCCAAAAAGACAAGGAGAAGAAGAAAAGGCCGAUGUCCCAGAUUAGCGGCGUAAAAAAACUAACGCACAGUUCCAGCCUUACCAACUCUAACAUCCCCCGGUUUGGGGUUAAAACUGAAACAGAAGAUGAGCUGGCCAAGGAGCUUGAAGAUGUAAAUAAAUGGGGCCUUAAUGUCUUCAAAGUGGGAGAAUUUUCUGGGAACAGACCUUUAACGGUUAUGAUGCACUCAAUAUUCCAGGAGAGGGACUUGUUAAAGACGUUUAAAAUUCCCCUCGACACGUUUAUCACCUAUCUGAUGACUUUAGAGGACCAUUACCAUGCUGACGUUGCCUAUCACAACAACAUCCACGCUGCUGAUGUCACACAGUCCACUCACGUCCUGCUAUCAACCCCUGCCCUUGAGGCUGUGUUUACAGACCUUGAAAUUCUUGCUGCCAUAUUUGCCAGUGCGAUACAUGAUGUCGACCAUCCUGGCGUCUCCAACCAGUUCCUCAUUAACACUAACUCUGAGCUGGCCCUCAUGUACAAUGAUUCGUCUGUGUUGGAGAAUCAUCACCUGGCUGUAGGUUUUAAACUGCUGCAGGAAGAGAACUGUGACAUCUUCCAGAACCUGACCAAGAAACAGAGACAGUCACUCCGCAAGAUGGUCAUUGACAUUGUUCUGGCCACAGACAUGUCUAAGCACAUGAAUUUGUUGGCGGAUCUGAAAACCAUGGUGGAGACCAAAAAGGUGACCAGUUCAGGGGUAUUACUGCUGGACAACUACUCUGACAGGAUACAGGUCUUGCAGAACAUGGUGCACUGUGCAGACCUCAGUAACCCCACCAAGCCUCUGCAGUUGUACAAGCAGUGGACGGACCGCAUCAUGGAAGAGUUCUUCAGCCAGGGGGACAGAGAGCGUGAGCGCGGCAUGGAGAUCAGCCCCAUGUGUGACAAGCACAACGCUUCAGUCGAGAAGUCACAGGUGGGCUUCAUCGAUUACAUCGUGCACCCACUGUGGGAGACGUGGGCCGACCUCGUGCAUCCAGACGCCCAGGACAUCCUGGACACGCUGGAGGACAACAGGGAAUGGUACCAGAGCACCAUCCCCCAGAGCCCCUCUCCAGCACUGGACACCUGCAGCGAGGGCAGGCGCGCCGCCGGACAGGAGAAGUUCCAGUUUGAACUGACUCUGGAGGAGGACGGAGAAUCCGACACCGAGAAGGACAGCGGCAGCCCUCCUGAUGAAGAGGAGGAGGAGGAGGAGGAAGAGGAGGAAAACAGCUGCAGUGACUCUAAAACCCUUUGCACACAGGACUCCGAAUGUACAGAGAUCCCUCUGGACGAGCAGGUGGGGGACGGACAGGAGGACGAGGAGGACGAACAUGAGGAGGAACGGGAAUUAUCAGAACCCUGUGUUUUAGAGGAGGAGGAGGAGGAGGAGGAGGAGGAGGAGGAAGAAGAGAACACUGCCAACACAUAACACAGUAUGAAACGGCACCUGAACUUUUUUAUAUUAGAGAUGAGAAACACUUAUUUAUGGUUAAGAUAUUAGUUUUUUCAUUGUCUAUUUUGCAUAUCAGAAGUGCUUUUUAAUGUCCGCCUUUAACAUGUUUUUCUUUUUCAUUCCUCACUCUUUUUUUCACCAUUUUACACUCAGGAAUAUCUUUUCCACUCCCACCUGUCAUUCAUACA
Messenger RNA from Rhinichthys klamathensis goyatoka, 2778 nucleotides. Its product is annotated as cAMP-specific 3',5'-cyclic phosphodiesterase 4D-like. Gene Ontology annotation, molecular function: 3',5'-cyclic-AMP phosphodiesterase activity. The coding region runs from base 242 to 2566 and encodes 774 amino acids. Gene Ontology annotation, cellular component: cytosol; perinuclear region of cytoplasm; nucleus. Gene Ontology annotation, biological process: signal transduction. Lineage: Eukaryota; Metazoa; Chordata; Actinopteri; Cypriniformes; Leuciscidae. The transcript has 16 exons. The record is from RefSeq and is a predicted model, not a curated record.